Molecule: messenger RNA, 2427 nt
Organism: Durio zibethinus
Lineage: Eukaryota; Viridiplantae; Streptophyta; Magnoliopsida; Malvales; Malvaceae
Source: RefSeq, a predicted model, not a curated record
AGAAGACUAAACAAACGUAAGAUAAAAUAAAGGUACAGGGAGUUGAGAGAAAAAAAAAAAAGAGAAUGACAAAGUUCUCUGUGGGGAUCGAAGAAGAUGGAGAGGGGCCUAGCAACCUUGUUCCGGUUCCUAAGCGUCAAAGGUUCGAAAGCAUUUUGGAUCUAGAGGGCUCUGAUCAAGAUGAAGAAGUGGAAGAAUCAGAAGGAGAAGAAGCAUUAGAGGAAGAAGAAGAAGAAGAAGAAGAAGAAAAAGAAGAAGAGGAAAGUGGAGCUGAGCGAGGAGCCAUGAGCCCUCAGACUGCUAGAGAUGGCUCUAUUUCUAUUACCUUAACUGACCCUGACGUUCUUGAUUGUUUUAUCUGCUAUGAGGCCUUGACUAUCCCAGUUUUUCAGUGUGAUAAUGGGCAUAUAGCUUGCUCUACCUGUUGCAUCAAAAUUAGCAAUAAAUGCCCAUCCUGUUCUAGUCCUAUUGGCUAUAGUCGCUGCAGGGCCUUUGAGAAGGUUCUGGAAUCAGUCAAAGUGUCAUGCCAAAACACAAAGUAUGGAUGCAGAGAAACAUUCAGUUAUAGUAUGAAACAGAAACAUGAGAAGACAUGUCCUUUUGCAUCAUGUUCAUGCCCCCUUGCUGAUUGCAAUUUUGAGGGUUCAUCAAAGCAGCUAUGUGAACACUUCAGUACUGAACACAAGUAUUCUCCAACAUGUUUCAAGUACACUCACGUUGUAUCAAUUACCUUAGGAGUUGAUGAAAAGUUCCUUAUUCUUCAAGAGGUGAUUGACGGUUCUUUAUAUAUUCUCAACAAUAAGGUUGAAACUUUGGGGAAUGUAGUCACUUUGAGUCGGAUUGGACCCUCAAUAGAGAAUGGUUUGUUCUAUGAACUAAUUGCAAAAGCUGAGGCUGAGGGAAGUACCCUUAGAUUUCAAUCCUUCACAAAGAGCACACUAAAACGGGUUGAUAACCCACCUUCAAUAGGGUUUCUCCUGGUUCCCAGUCAGUUCUCUUGCAUUUCCAGGCAGCUCAAGAUGGACCUCCUCUUGUGGCAUCAUCGUCAUUUUCCUUACAACAUCCAGAGACCAAGUGGACUUUCUGGUUCAUUCCUAGCAGGGAAGAGUUUAUAUCCUGCAGAGUGUGAGAAAUAUUGAGAGGAAUGGAAACUUGGCAAGUUGGAUUGUAAGUGCCAAUUCACUGUUUCUUAUAUGUUACUUGCAAUUCUGUUAUUCAUGUUUUUACAUAGGAAUAUCAUGUAUCUAUUUAAAAGUUUAUUUUUCAGCAAUGGCAUUUUACCGUCUCGAUUAUAAAAAACUAAGUUAAAAGUUCUUAAAAGUCGUGUAAUUAUUCAAGAAUGUUAUUUAAUUUUUAUUUUUUUAAUAUAAAACAUAUUAGGUAAGGACAACCAGUAUAGCAGUAGAAAAGAAAAUUUUUCUCCAAUUAAAAUUAGACUUUCGGAAUGUUGAAAGUUUGGGGAAGACUGAAAAAAAAUUAAGAAAUUACUUAAGAGAAUAUUACCAUGGUGGUUGCAGAUCAGCACAUAAUCCCUGAAUGGUAACAUUCCAUAACAAAACUUUUAUCAGAUUGAAUAAAUGAAUGUUACUGAACAUUUUGUGUGUUUUAGUUUUGAAUGAAUUGCAGUUCAAUGACAUACUGACAGUGAUCUUCAUGCUCAUACAAUAGUUGCUGCAUUGGUUGUUUCUUUCUUUGAUUUUACAUUUUGAGCGAAAAUGAUGAAACGAUAUAAGAUGGUGGCUUGAAGUGGUGGGAGAAAUUUAGCUUAUAUUAAUUAGAUGUUAGGAAUGAUGAAUUCUAUGCACUACCCUGCAACCUUAGCCAAUUUUUUUUUCGGCUCUUUUAAAUUUAACAUCUCCAUCUAUUAACCUCUACAAGAAGAACUUGAGCUGUUGCCAACAAUUGUGAUAUGUUGAUAGAGUAUUGAAACUUUAGUUAUAAUAAUUAAAAUUUAAAUUCUGAUAAUGUCAAAUAUAUAUAUUUUUAAAAUUAGAGCUGUUUUUUUUUUUACCAACAAUGAUUCAUUUUCCCACAUUCAAAACGUGAGCUUCAAAAAUUAUCAAACGGAAUAACAAAUUCAAGUCCAAAAGAAUAAUAAGAUGCAACAGUGAGUAUGAUCUUACUUGCCAGCAUAGCCAUACUAGAACUUUGUGAUGUUUACAGUUUAAAAAUGGCGAAGGCAUUGCUUCAAGUUUGUAACACUCCUAGUCUAACAUGGAGGUUCUAAGUUAAAAUUUCUAUUCUCCAUCCUUGACUAUCAAAAAAUUAUAUAGAAACCUUUGAUUAAGAUGAAAUCAAUGAGACGGAGAAAAUAAUAAAAGGAGAAAUGAAAAUUUACUGUUUGAUGAUAAGAGAAUUUCCAUGUAUUGGCAGUAACUCUUUCAAGAAAUAAGACCUAUGAACUUGCCAGUAAAAUAUACUCUUGUA